This is a messenger RNA of Aureobasidium musti, 2898 nucleotides long. Lineage: Eukaryota; Fungi; Ascomycota; Dothideomycetes; Dothideales; Saccotheciaceae. The record is from the annotation of a GenBank genome assembly.
AUGCCCGAUCUGAUAGAGAAAAUCGAGAGCAUCGUAGACCUUUUCCGACUGAGUCCACUGGAAUCCGAAUCCAUUCUGGAUGCCAGAGAUCCAGGCAAUGAUAUCCCGGAAAGCAGUGGUCGCUACAACAGACAAAUUACGAUUUGCGCUUCGGAAUUCGUGAACGCAAUUAACUCUCUCUACCCAGAGAAUGAUCUCCACAGUGGUCUUCAUAUCCUUCGUGGAUCGACAGUUAGGUCCUCCGCGUCUUCCAUAUCCGGGCUGUCUCUCUUCCAGGCUAUGUCUCCCUCAGAACCUACUUCGCCGAGGAAUGGUUAUCGUGAUGUUGUCCCUGAGGUAAGUACACCUACUGGUCUCUCUCUCCAUAGUUCGGCACCAGUGAGACCUUCUCGGGGCCCUGCAUAUUUGUCUUCCGGAGAAGUCUUUAGCCAUAGACUCAAAGAAGCUUGCAUUGAGUUGGCUUUAUCCACCGGUGGCCACUCCGAUACAGGAAGGUUUGAUCUGUUCUCCGAGCAAUGGACAAGUAUCGAAACGUGUUUCGACCAUGGUACAACGUCUUGGAUCGACUGCGCAAGUCACAAAAUCGACUACGAUGGACCCAAGAUGAGCUUUUGUCCGGAUCAACUUAUUGAGCCUGAUACUUUUGACUUUCUCAGUGCUGGUAUCAACACACUUUUGGAUGGGUCCUUUUCUGUAACCACCGCGAAUGCUGGAUCCACUCCCAACAGUAUUGAUUCGUUGCAUGCCUCAUUGUUGAACCAGUUCGAAAGCGCAAGAGCUAGUUGUUACCAUCAAGGAGAUUUUGCCAAGGCCCAUUUGUUCUUCCGGCUGGCUAAAGUGACUACCUCACUCUCUCCCGGACUAACAUCGCAGAUUGUCCAGGCGGUUGUAGAGGAGUUCCAUCACUCUAUCGAUACUUGCCGUCUCAAGAUUCAGAAAGGAGAAGCUCAGAUUGAGAAACUCAACGACAGGAUCAACUCGCAGCAGGCCGAGAUACGAUCAAUCUCGUAUAUCAAUGAUCGACUACGAGAGAAGAUGUGGUACACUGCUGACAUCCAGCGAGCAGGUCACUACGAAGAGUUGCGUAAGGUAGUGACGGCACUGCGUGUCAUGGCAUCAACAACUCGCCCAAAGACAGACAAANAGAAACCUCUUCUCAGGCACCGCAGUGCAUCAAAAUCUUUGAAUCAAAGUCUGCAACUCAAAGCAGAGGCCGCCACACUCGACCUCCUAUCUGCUCCAGUAGAAAAGGGUGGCGCAAACAAGCUCAGCGACGUCCAGAUCGAUAUGACCAAGCGCUGGAUGGAGGCACGCGGUGUCGAGAAGAUCUGCAGAGCGGAGGAACGGAUCCAUCGUUUUUGUUCCGAGCUUACCAGAUGUAUCGACCAUUUUGUAGGUCAGAGUAUAGUCGACAACCCGAUACUGUGGUCGAGCCAGCUGUUCCAGAACCAGAAGCCGUUGUCCGAACAGAUCCACGGUAGAGUCGGUACACCCAACUCUGAUCCAAGCGCAUUGGCAAAGCUUCGAUCGAUGUACGACAACAAUUUGUCUGGGCCGUACGAGACUCAUAUUCCACCUCAAUGGAAUCGGUUUCCUACUCCUUCACGGGCCACAAUGCACUCCAACUUCGCUGCCAGGAGCAUUAGUCCAAGGACCGUAGCGCACGAUUAUUUUGGAUGUCAAAGUCCUACCCUCACUCACAAGUCAUCUGGCACGUUGUGGUCAAGCUUUAGUGCAGGACCACAGUCUCCUUCAAGCGCUACAAGCUUCCCGUCUAGAGCUUUGUCACCCAUGUCCACUGGACGGCCACUAUCUCGUCACUCAUGCUUGCAGCAGAGUCAAGCUUCUUUCCUGGACGAGCUGAAGCAAAACUUGACCAGCUUGCUACUGAGCGAUUUCCACGACCUGUUUCGCUCGGGCAGUGAGACAGACAAGGCUAUGCGCAAAAUACUCAAGCUCAGAUUGCCGACUGGCAUGCUACCAUCCGAGAGAGUGGAGCACGAACGCGAUGCCUCUCAACCGUCUUUCGACUUCGAUCAAGUGUUUAGCAUGCUCCUGAGACGUUUUGAGCUACAAGCUAGUCCCUAUGCUAAACUUGAUAUCCUUCUUGAGCUUCAAUCCAUGCUCAAAGCGUAUCGAGUGGAUUGCGGAUUGGAAGAUGUGAUUGGCGCAUCACAACCCAACACCAAUCUGUUUGCUCAACGUGGACUCGGUCUUCGGAUUGACACCUCGAGCGCUCCUAGGACAGCUUUGGGUCACGAUAGUACCAUACUAAGCUUCCGCCAACUAUUUCAAGACCCGCAUCUACGACCCAAGACCUUGUUCCGCGACUUGCAAUACAUUGCCUCGCUCGUCCCUCUCAACGUUCUCGACAGCACACCUCGCGGCCGUGCCUUCUGGAACGCCACCAUAGCCGCUCUCGACAUGAAAGAACAGAUCUGCCAAAGCAUGAUUGAGACAGCCGACCAGAUCAUCCAGCAUCACACAUUUAACCGCGGCCACUCGCGCGUGACUUCUGCCGCACAGGCCGAACGUGAUGCCGCCGCCUUCUCACCACCUACACCACAACCUAGCGACCCCUCAGUCGCAGAUCUGAGUAUGAGUGAUGCGGCGACUCUACUGCAGCUUACAGCCAAGGAAGGUAUCCCCGCUGCUCAACGUGAGCUUGCGACACUCUACCUCACACACCCAGACCUCCUUGGUAUCUGUCUAUCGCCGUUCUCAAAAGUCAAAGAUUUCUUCAAAGAUGCGGAGAAAGAUCGAGAGGCGGCCAGUGAGAGGUACAAUCCUGUUGCUAUGGCUGUUGCACAGCACUGGAUGGAGUUGAGCGCAAGAGGUGGAGAUGGACCAGCAGCGAGGUAUUUGAGGGCCAAGGAUGAAUUUGAUAGGAUACCUUGA